Aedes aegypti (yellow fever mosquito) is the source of this 1500-nucleotide messenger RNA. It is a transcript of the gene Nthl1, whose product is annotated as endonuclease III-like protein 1. Lineage: Eukaryota; Metazoa; Arthropoda; Insecta; Diptera; Culicidae. The coding region runs from base 206 to 1396 and encodes 396 amino acids. The record is from RefSeq and is a predicted model, not a curated record. The transcript is spliced from 3 exons. Gene Ontology annotation, molecular function: DNA-(apurinic or apyrimidinic site) endonuclease activity; DNA binding; oxidized pyrimidine nucleobase lesion DNA N-glycosylase activity. Gene Ontology annotation, cellular component: nucleus. Gene Ontology annotation, biological process: base-excision repair; nucleotide-excision repair; base-excision repair, AP site formation.
CGCCGGAAAAUCGGCUUGAGCCAUAGACUUGAUUAUCGCCGUGACCGAUAAUUUCACUCCCUGAUUUUUUGAUCGAUUAUUAAUGAGACAGUAAUUCUUUGGACAUCCCUAUCGACCAAAACAUGUUGCAACGAUGAACUGAUGCUGAGGAAGAGCACAAACUGGUGGUGUAGUGCUAGUUUUCGCUGUUCUUAAAAUUUUGUGAAUGUUCAAACUUUUGCAUUUUCGUCAAAUAAUCUGUAAAAUGGAGACCAAAUCACCAUAUUUCUCCCCAAAGAAAACGCGCAACUUUGUCAAACAGCAGCACGUUAGUCUCAAAGCCAGCCUACUGCGGAAAACCUCAACGGCCAAUGGCGAAAAAAGCGGGUUGAGUUCCUCUACCGCCGUUCCCAUCAAAUCAACUGUUCCGGAAAUCAAAAUUGAACAACUGGCACCGACAACAUCGAACCGUAAACCUCGCCAAAGUAGGAAGCAAAUCAAAGUUGAAUCAAGUCCGGAUCGAGCGGGACCUUCCCCAACAUGCUUCCCCGGAGAACGAACCCCAACCAAGCGUGAUCUGGCUUCCCUUGUGGCGCAAUCCCCAAGCAAACAAAGCGCUAGAAUCAAAAUCGAAGAUAAAUCUCCGUUGGAAGCGGAAGCUUCUGUAAAACAAGCAAAAUGGGAACCGGACAAUUGGCGCCAAAUAUUGGACAACAUUCGCCAAAUGCGACAGAUGAUGCCAGCCCCAGUCGAUACCAUGGGCUGUGAUCAGUUCAAAGAUGACCAAACCGUCCCCGCCAAAAUAAGAAGAUACCACACUUUGGUCUCUCUGAUGCUGUCCAGUCAAACCAAAGAUCAGGUUAACUUUGAGUGUAUGCAAAGAUUGCGAAAGCAUGGUUUAACUCCGGAGAACGUUGUAGCAACAGAUGUGGCCGUCUUGGAGAAACUAAUCUAUCCCGUCAGCUUUUACAAGAACAAAGCCAAGUUCAUCAAGCAAUCAUCGCAAAUCCUACUGGACAGCUACGACGGUGAUAUUCCGGACACCAUCGACGGAUUAUUAAAAUUACCGGGCGUGGGCAAAAAGAUGGCGCACUUAUGCAUGCGAUCAGCAUGGAACGUUGUCACCGGCAUCGGUGUGGAUACCCACGUCCACCGCAUCUGCAACUGGCUCCAGUGGGUGCCGAAACAAACCAAAACUCCAGAGGACACGCGAGUAGCCCUGGAGAAGUGGUUACCUUUCGAACUGUGGGAGGAAGUGAACCAGCUGUUGGUAGGAUUCGGCCAAACCAUUUGUCCGGCCACUAAUCCGUAUUGCAACGAGUGUCUAAAUGCGACCAUUUGUCCAGCAAAGGGAAAGCACGGCAUAAGGAAGACACCUAUCAAGAGAGAGAUCAAGGUGGAGGAGUUGGAGUUCUAAUCGGUGGUGGUAAGUUUGAAGUUUAUUUUUGAUAUUAUUUUUGCAAUGCAUUUAUUACCUAUUAGUACAAAUUAAGAUGUUUAAGUGCUCAUUUGAUUCUGAAA